AAAUUGUUGAAUCUCGAGUAGUACGAAAAAGGACAAAUUCCCUGAGGAAAACAUAAUAAAAAAGAAAAUCGGCAAAGAAAGGAGUUUUCUUCUGAUAAAGACUAGUCUCGUCUUGUCUCUAAAAGAGGUCUUUCCUUUCUUCUUCUCUUCUUUCUCUGCCGCGUCUUUGAUUUUGUUUUGGAGGAAAAAAAAAGGGAUAGAGAAUGAAGGGAGAUAUGGAGGAGGAAGCACGGUUAUUGAAGGUAGGAGAAGAUUCAAGAAGAGAGAUUGGGUUUACAUGGGGUGUGUUUGUGCAAGAAGCAAAGGUUGCAAGUUAUAUUGGCGGUCCAAUGGUUGCUGUUACCUUAUCUAUGUAUCUAUUACAAGUUGUAUCUAUGAUGAUGGUUGGUCAUCUUGGUGAACUUUCUUUAUCUAGUGCUGCCCUUGCUACUUCCCUUUGUGGUGUUACUGGUUUCAGCCUUAUGCUAGGAAUGGCAAGUGGAUUGGAAACUCUAUCAGGACAAGCUUUUGGCGCAAAGCAAUAUCGAAAACUAGGGGUUUAUACUUGGAGUGCAACAAUCUCUCUUACCUUGGUUUGCAUCCCAAUUGCUCUCCUAUGGGUUUCGAUUGGGAAACUACUUACUUUCACAGGUCAAGACCCCUUAAUCGCACUUGAAGCUGGCAAAUAUGCGACAAGUUUGAUCCCUGCAGUAUUUGCUUAUGCAGCUCUUCAGCCGCUAAUGAGAUAUUUCCAAUCUCAGAGUCUAAUCAUUCCCAUGCUAUUAAGUACUUCAAUUGCAGCAGUUAUCCACAUACCUCUUUGUUGGGUUUUAGUUUAUAAAUCUGGGUUGGGAAGUAUUGGAGCUGGUUUAGCAAUUGGUAUAUCAUACUGGAUCAAUGUGGUCUUUCUCGGAUUAUAUGUGGCAUAUUCUCCCUCAUGUGAGUUAACUCGUACGUCCCUAACAAAGGAAGCAUUUCAAGGGUGUGGAGAGUUCUUACGUAUAUCGGUUCCUUCUGCUGUAAUGAUUUGUCUGGAAUGGUGGUCAUUUGAGUUAUUAAUCCUUCUAUCUGGACUUUUACCUAAGCCACAACUCGAAACCUCAGUACUCUCCAUAUGCCUUACGACUAUUUCGUUGGUCUAUAUGAUACCGUAUGGAAUUGCUGCUGCUGUAAGCACUCGAGUUUCAAAUGAAUUAGGAGCUGGGAGACCACAAGCUGCGCGUUUGGCUGUCUGCUCCGUGAUGAUUAUUGCGCUAAUUGAGUUGGUUGUAAUAAGCGUGGGGCUCUUUGCUUGUCGUAAUAUUAUGGGAUAUGCUUACAGCAAUGAGAAGGAAGUUGUAGACUACGUGACAGACAUGGUACCCUUAAUUUGUGUGUCUGUUAUAGUGGACAGCCUACAAGGUGUCCUCUCAGGUGUUGCUAGAGGGUGCGGGUGGCAGCAUAUAGGUGCUUAUGUAAAUUUAGGAGCAUUUUAUCUUGCUGGAAUUCCUGUAGCCGUUUUGUUGGGUUUUCAUCUACAUUACGGGGGCAGGGGACUUUGGAUUGGAAUAUUAACUGGAUCUCUUAUACAGACAGCUAUGCUCGCUUUUAUAACCUGUCGAACUGAUUGGGAAUAUCAGGCAAGGAACGCAAAGGAAAGGAUGCAUCAAGGGCCUGAAGUUUCAGUAGCAUGAAUGAACUGAGGCGAGAAAAAGUAACGUAGACUGACGGAAGAAUAUAUCCCUGCUUUGGCAUUUUGAAGUUCUGUAGCGGCGGAUAAGUUAAGGCAUUGAUGACAACGAACUUCCACUGUUGAGAAAAGAUAUCCCUGUUCGGCCAUUUUUGAUACUCCUGUAAACAAAUGGAUAAUCCCUUUCUAUCCGUUUGAGUAAUUUUUAGACAUUCCACUUUGAUAACCCCUCUCUCCAGUAGAAUACUUACUAUCUGGCGUUCUAGCUAGAGUUAGUGGGUUUUAUGGGUGUUAUGCAACUAAACUGUAACUUGAAAAAAAAAAUGUUAAGGAAGCAGUUCUCGCAAAAAUG
This is a messenger RNA of Papaver somniferum (opium poppy), 2000 nucleotides long. Its product is annotated as protein DETOXIFICATION 10-like. Lineage: Eukaryota; Viridiplantae; Streptophyta; Magnoliopsida; Ranunculales; Papaveraceae. Gene Ontology annotation, cellular component: membrane. Bases 204 to 1652 code for a protein of 482 amino acids. The transcript is spliced from 7 exons. Gene Ontology annotation, biological process: xenobiotic detoxification by transmembrane export across the plasma membrane. Gene Ontology annotation, molecular function: antiporter activity; xenobiotic transmembrane transporter activity. The record is from RefSeq and is a predicted model, not a curated record.